Acanthoscelides obtectus is the source of this 10308-nucleotide messenger RNA. The record is from the annotation of a GenBank genome assembly. Lineage: Eukaryota; Metazoa; Arthropoda; Insecta; Coleoptera; Chrysomelidae.
GUGGAAUUGUUUGCAAGGUCUCAGUGAAGAAUGUCUUUCCCACGUUAAUACAUCUGCUUCGCAUGUUUCUAAUAGUACAAUUUUAGCAGAUAUCAUAAAGCUACUGAUAGUGCAUGAUGGGUAAGGCACAUGUCCUCCAGUACCACAACCGGCCACUUCGCGACCUGGAACCGCAUGUCUUCGCAGUAGCCGAGGCUGCUUACGCCCACCUGCAGCAAACCAGCGCUCCGCCCCUUCCAAAUGCUACGCCCACAAGUAUCACGCCGCCCCCAGUACACAGGAACCAGAGCAUAGUCAUCAGCGGGGAGAGUGGGGCGGGAAAGACGGAGACAACCAAGUUCAUAUUGCAGUAUCUGUGCAGCGUCACUCAAGGCGUAUCAACAUGGGUGGAGCAGCAGAUUUUGGAAGCGAAUACUAUUUUAGAAGCGUUCGGAAACGCGAGGACGGUGAGAAACGACAAUUCCAGCAGGUUCGGAAAAUUUAUGCAAGUUUGUUUCGAUUCGAGAUGGAUGAUAGCCGGAUGCAUUAUACAGGACUACCUCUUGGAACAGUCGAGGUUAACAUUUCAAGGCCCAGGAGAAAGGAACUAUCAUAUCUUUUAUCAGCUAAUCGAAGAGGCGAAGCACGACAAAGAUUUUGCAUCUCAACUAUAUCUGAGGGACGCAACAUUCUACAAUUACCUCAACCAGUCCGACAGUAUAGACAUAGAAGGUGAAAGGCGACGAUUGGAUAGCAUCAGAUUAGCCUUCAACGUUCUUCAAGUUCCUUCGAAUAAAUGCCAAGGAAUAUUUCAAACUUUGUCUGCCAUUUUGUGGUUGGGGAAUUUGCGAUUCGAGGACAUUGAUGGAGAGAGAUGUUGUUUGGCGAAAGGUGAUGCAGAAAUCAUUGAAAUCCUGUCCAAAUUGUUGGGAUUGGAUGUUGAAGAUAUACAGCAGGUUGUGUUACUGAGGCAGAUCAAUGUGAGGGGGAACAUCACGGAAAUUCCACUGAAAAUACAAGAGGCGAGGGAAAACCGACAUGCAAUGGCUAAAGCCCUUUAUUCACGUACGUUUGCGUGGUUGAUAAACCACAUAAACACUUGCACGAAUCCAGGACAGGACUCGACCAGAUUCUUGGGUGUCUUGGAUAUAUUCGGAUUUGAAAAUUUUGCUGUCAAUUCCUUCGAGCAGCUUUGCAUCAACUACACCAAUGAAAAACUCCACAAAUUCUUCAAUCACUAUGUGUUUGCCUUGGAGCAGGAAAUUUAUACUCAGGAAGAGAUUCAAUACAACCACAUAAGCUUUACGGAUAACACUUUAUGCCUGGAAUUAUUAGAAAAACCACCAAGAUGUGUUCUAAGGUUGUUAUCGGAACAAUGUCAUUUACCUAGAGGUUGUGAUGCAUCCUAUAUUUCUAACUUGCAUACGGAAUUUGAAAUUCAUGAAAGAUAUGUCAAAGGUGAAGAUAGGCGUAAAUGGGAAACAGAAUUCGGCAUCCGACACUACGCAGGUUGUGUAACAUACAACGUAAAAGGAUUCGUCGAUAAAAACAGGGACGUCCAACAGGACGUAUUUUUCGACAUUGUCUCACGUAGUACGAAUGAAUUUGUUCAGGAUCUGUACACCUUUCAAGACUUGACCAAUACGGUACAACAACGAACUGGGACAAAUGGUCUCAGUACCACUUCUAGGGGGACAAGUAAAGGAAAACCUACUGUAUCGGAUACGUUUAGGCAUCAAUUACAAGCUCUAGUCGAUGUUCUUCAAUCUUCAACGCCUUGGUAUGUCAGAUGCAUAAAACCAAAUAAAGAUAAACUGCCAGAUGACUAUGAUGAUCAACUUGUACUAGAUCAAUUGAAAUAUUUAGGCAUGUUGGAUAUCAUUAGGAUUCGAAAGGAAGGUUUUCCCAUACACAUGAGCUUUAAUGAUUUUAUCAGUCGCUACCACUGUCUUUCCAAAAAUCGACUGCCACCAGAUCCUACAAAUGCCUGUUUAAGCCUAAUCGAGAGCUUUAAUGUACCGAAAACAGAAUGGCAACUUGGAAAGUCAAAAGUUUUCAUGAGAUCUCAUAUCCAAGAGCCAUUAGAAGAAGCUAGGAACAAGUUAGUGAAAGCAAAGGCAAUAACAAUACAAAAGAUAUUCAGAAUGCAUGUGGCAAAGAAAGAAUACCAAAGAAUUCGUAAGGCUGUGUUAAGAAUACAACAUGCAUAUAGAGGCUGGAAGCUUAGAAUAGAAUUUUUGAGAAAACGAAGAGCGGCAAUCGUCAUUCAAAGCCACUUGCGAGGCGUGUUCGCAAGAGAAGUAGCUUCGGCAUUAAGGGAGAUGCGAAGAGUGGAAGAAGAAAUGAAAAAGCGAGAAAAGUUGGAGGAAGAAAGAAGGGAGCGGGAAAGGGAAAAAGAAGCCAGGGAGCAAGAGGAGGCAGAAAAGAGGCUAGAAGAGAGCAAGACGAAUGGUCCUGCGUCACCACCGCCUAAGAUUGCCGAAGAAAAAGAAGAUCUCGAAGAAAGCGAAAAAGCCGCCGAACAAGAAAUUGCUGCGCUUUCUCAAAUGGCAGAGCAACUCAAACAGAGCCGUAGCGAUUCAGCUGUAGAAUCGGUGGACUUGGAUAAUCUAUUCGCCUUCCUGUCGGAUGUACAACCACAAAAUCGCAAUCAGAUCAUCGAUGAGAUUGGUGAAAAGAUGAACGAAUUAGUGGAAGAUCUGGAUGUUGAAUUGGAGAGUGUAAUUCAGCAAGAACUGGAAGGCCUAGCUCAAGACCAACUGACUACCCACCCGCUCCACCGACCGGUGACACCCAAACUCGCCGCCCCCACGCUUCCGGAACCUACCGGGCCUCCUCCACCACCCCCAUCUGCCUUCCAAAAUACCCCCGCAGAGUCUCCGGUGGCGGAAACUGCGAAGGAAGUGAAGAAGUCUGAUAGGGAUGAACCCAUCUAUGAAGCGGUGUUGCCUAGGGAGGACUCAGGCGUUGUGGCCGUUUCGCCGCCUCCAUUGCCUACGCCGCCCAAGUUGGAUGAUGAGAAAGUCACUAGGAGGAUCGUGAGGUCCGGCAGCAAUGUUUCGAAUCCAUCUUGGCGUUACUCCUACGAACAAUCACAACAACAACCUAUACAAAAACAGCAAUCACAAAGUCAACAGGUACAGCCACAAGUAACGAAUCAAAAACAACCUCAGCAGACGCCACAAAUGAAUGGACAUGGACUUCAAGAAAUACCAAACAACUCAGAAAGAGAACAGAGGCGUAAAUUCAGGGUUGAAAAGAAACUUCAAGAACUAAACGAAACCAACGAAAAGGAAGCAAAUAAUAUAGACGAAUCUCAUCAUGACUUGAUCGAAUUUGCCAACAAGUAUUUCAAUUCCCAUGAAAGAAGCCCCGAAGGGACUAUUAUGGCAACGUUAACGAGAAAACGCCAGAGCUCAGAAAUGAUUCCGAAAUACGAAAUGGUCAUUUACUAUAAGGGCAAUACGAUACCAAACUCUCAUAUACACAUGUACGAUCCUGAUAACGUGAAUGUGGCUUGCAGCAUAUUUAGGGACCUGAACAAGUAUACUCGUGGCGAACUAAACGGGGACAGAGAAUUGCAAGUAAUCCAAUCGAUCGUAGGGUUUGCACUAGAGAGAGAAGAACUUAGGGAUGAAGUUUUUGUGCAGUGUAUGAGGCAAGCUACAAAUAACCCCAGCACUGAGGCAACUGAAAGAGUUUGGUUGUUACUUUGCCUCUGCAUCGUUUCAUUUCAGCCGUCAAAGCUCCUUUAUAAGUAUUUCUUAUCGUUUCUUAAGAAAAACCUGAGUCAUUCAGGAAGGAUAAGUCAAUAUGUGCAAUGGUGUCUUGAUAAUUGCAACAAUACCAAGGUGACGGUGAGAGAACAUCCACCAUCAUCAGUUGAAGUGGCUGCGAUGAAACGGUUAGGUACAAUUGUCUGUCGGUUCUUCUUUCUGGAUGGUAGAACAAAAGCUAUUGACGUUCACCCUACUGACACUGCAGGUGAUGCUGCUAGGAAGUUAGCAGAACGCUUGGGUCUUAGAAACAUCGAAGGCUGGGCAAUAUAUCAGAGCAGACCUGAUGGCGAAGAGCAUGUUAGAGCCCAUCACUAUUUGUAUGAUGUCAUCGCGCAAUGGGAGCUAAGUCAAAAUAAAUCAACCCCCCCUACAGGCCUAGCAACAUUAGGUAGAAAAAGUGGGCAACCCAAUUGUGCUGGCGAAAAUAGGUUUAUAUUCAAACGAAGGUUGUUUAAAUCUAGUCGAGAACUAAGUCAAGAUCCGGUUGAAGUCAACUUAAUGUAUGCUCAAGCUGUCCACGGUGUCGUAAAGUCUGAUGAUUUCCCUGUGACAGAAAAAGUGGCGUUACAGUUAGCUGGACUUCAGGCACAAGUAGCUUUAGGCAAUCCCAAAGAUAAUAGCAAACUGGAAUAUUAUACUGACAUUGACACAUAUCUUCCAUAUAGAAUAAGUCGAACGAGGACAGAUGAGCAGUGGGUGCCUAUAAUAGCCCAAGCUCACCGCCAAUAUGGUGCAAAUCGAACAGAAUUGACAGCAAAAGCACUUUAUCUUUCGUGUGUAAUGCAGUACCCAUUAUAUGGAACCACUAUGUAUCCAGUGAUGUACAGAGGAUAUUGGUCAUAUGGAAAUGCUUUAACCUUAGGCAUAAACUGUGAUGGCAUCAUGCUUAUAAAGAAUGAUGAUAAAUUUGUUCUAAAUGAAUUUAGAUACCAUGAGAUUGAAAGUAUUUUAUUGGAUCCGAGUGACAGUUUCAUCACUAUAACGUUACAGCGUCAUCUGACGGACAAUGGUCACAAAUGUUACGUGUUUGAGACGACUCAGAAAAAUGAAAUUGGGUCACUGAUAGCUAGUUAUUGUCCGUCAUUGGCGGCUUGGAUGACAGAAAGUGAACCAAUUCCUAAGAGAUCAAAAGCUAUCACAAACGAAGACCGAAUCCGCCUGUAUCACAACCUAGUAAACUGCCGGCGGACUCUAAUCGACAACGACAUCCUACGCAAACCGACCGACUCAUCCAGCGGGUUCUUGCGCAACACCUUGAGAAGACUGAGCAAGCACAAGUUGGACAAACUGAGACAAGAGCAUGGAGGUGACAGCGGGGAAACCUACAAAGGCUUCCAUUACGCCUUUUGGGCGUUUAGUAGAAACCCGUUGCCGCAGAGUAUCAGCAAAUUGCCGGAGCAGGACGAACAAGUCAUGUUGCAGGUGUUCCAGAUCGUACUGACGUAUGCUGGACUUGGACAAAAUGGUGAAACAGUGAGACGGGUAGAAGACGAACACGUAACACUCCUCCAAACAAUCCUGGAACGAUCAAUGCGUAAGGACUCCUACCUGUGUGAACUGUACCUGAUGUUGAUCAAGCAGACCACUGACCACCCUGAUCCUAACUCUAGAGUAAAUCUGAGGCACUGGGCGCUAUUAUCACUAGCUUGUUCAGUAGUAUUACCACCUAACAAGGCUAUAAGAAGAUACUUGAUCGCACAUUUGAGAAGGUGUAGUUCGGAUUUCGUUAGUGAAGAAGGCAAGUACGCCAGGUUUGCCGAAAAAUGCCUAUCAAAAACACAAGGCACUCGAAGGAGACAGUGGCCACCAUCCAGAGAGGAAAUCCUCUGCACCAUUAACAGGCGACCAGUCUAUGCUAGAUUCCACUUCAUGGAUGGUCAGUACCAUUCCGUGGAGUUCCAUCCGUCUUCCACGGCAAAAGAUGUGCUCGAAAUCGUCAGGGAUAAAAUAGGGCUCAGUCAGGAUGCUAAAGGAUAUGCCAUCUACGAAGUUCUAGGAAAUUCCGAACGAUCCCUUGCUGCUGAAGAGAAAGUCACGGACGUUAUGGCUAAAUGGGAACGUUACAGGGCCGCCUCAGCAGCAAAUGCUACAAAUACUACAGGCACUGCAAAAAGGGCAAGACCUCAGCAUCACUUCUUCCUCUUCAAGAAACAUCUUUUCAUGGACAACUUCAUCAAUUUAUCUGAUCCAGUAGAGAAGGAACUGUUGUACCAUCAAGUUUUAUACGAUCUCAGGACGGACAGAUUCCCAGUUACUGACAAAGAAGCGAUGAUGUUGACUGCCCUCCAAGCCCAACUAGAAGUGGGCGAUUUUGAUGGAAACCUAUUGGACUAUCGACCUAUAGCCGCACAUUGUCUAUCAGCGAGAAUGGUGCCGGCAGUUUCUUUCGAAGGGGUUCAGAUGCACCACCAGUCCAUCAAGGGCAUGACAGCUUCCGAGGCAAAACAAGCCUUCUUGAAUCUCAUACAGAGCUGGCCACUUCACAAGGCAACCAUAUUUGACGUUAUGCAAUCUUUCACAUCUGGCUGGCCGAGAGUUUUGUGGUUAGCUGUGGACCAGAAAGGACUUCAUCUCUUGGAACACAGAUCUCGUAAUACCUUAUGUACAUACGAAUAUCAAAACAUCUUAAGCUACUCACCUGCGCUCAAUUGCCUAAUGAUUAUAACAGGAAAUGACCACGGAAAGCAGAGCAAAGUGAUUCUGACAACAUCCCAAGCAUUCCUAAUCGCGUCAUUGAUCCGGGAAUAUGCCGAAGUCCUUCAUGCACAGGCUGUAGAGGCCCAACGCCCUCCAGUUCCUGCGCAUAGACUGCAGCAGUCGCAAACCUUACAGGGUGGUAUGUUGGUGCCUCCACAGCCUAGCUAGAAGAGAGUUACUUUCGCAGAUCAGGUCCAAAAGGCCUGUUAUUAGCUCAGAAACACUAUCUUAUGAUGAGUGUACGGUGUUUGGCUGGAAAGGAUAAUAAAUUUUAUAUAGCAUACUGUUGGAAUAUUGGUUUUGUACAUUACAGGUAGUAAGUAACAAUAAGUUUAAACUUUAUGCUCGAUAGAAAUUGCAUAGUUCCAAAAAGUAUCUACCACUCAUUAGGAAUUCUACGAGGAAAAUGAUCCAAUGUUGCUGUGUGUAGUCAUGCAGAACACUAAAACUUGAUGUCUGCGUAAGUUAGUAACUGCUUUUUUUUAUAUAAUUUGAUAACCAUAUCUUGGGCCAUAUUGCGUACCCGCUUCUUCACUUCUCUGAGUACAACUCAUCUGCUCUAACAUUCUUGGCAACGUACGUAAUUGCCGCAUCAAGAAUCAAAUUAGGUACCCAAAUACUGACAAGGAAAAUGAGCCUCAGAAUAAAGAGGCCUCAAUUGAAGGAGCGACUAUGCAUUCAGCCCUAAACAAAAGCAAAAUGAAACAAAACCAUAACGUUCAACCAGCAUUAAAUCCAAGUCGUUCAUUGAAGUUGACUGAAUGAAGAAAAAAAUAAUAAAACUCGUUGACAUUUAUUGCAAGUUCCUAUAAAGCGACCAUUUAUCUCAAAAUCUCCAUUUUUUCAAUUCCAUAAAUUAAUCAAUAAUCCCAUGAUACUUUAGGGAACUAUUUCAAUGAAAAUGGUUUGUUGUUAAACCAUUUAUUGAUGGGUAAGUUAUAUAAAUAGUAAAACCAUGAUAAUAUCAAUGUAGAAGUCCUUAAUUUGCUACAUUUUGAUAUAGCUCUAGAAUGCACAGGAAAUGGGAACAAUAUUAUUAAAUGUUAAGGAUCGAGAAUUUCUCAGUUGUAAUUUAUAGAUACGAAACUAAUAAUAGUCUAAUCAUAUUAGACGAAAAUACCCCUGGUUUUCUAAAUAAUUGUAAAGUCUGGUUUUAUUUGCAGCAAGUUGUUCAAAGGGUAUUCAAAACAUGGACGCAUUAAACGGGUACACCAAUUUGUGCGGGAAAACUUUUGAUUCAACAACAAAGAAACAGAAAACGUGUUUUGUGGGAUUCAAUCGAAAGUGUUGGCAGGUACGAAAAAACUCUUCAUAUAAGAUUUUUAGGUAUUUAUGAGACCUAGAAAAUGACACCACACGUAAAAAGAUCCGACUAGUCAAAAAGGUGAUGGUCGAAAACCGAGGCAAACUGCAGGUUUUAGCACUUGUUUCUAAUGCGAUGAUGGUUUCUCGCAGAUAUUUGAAAUUCCUCAAAUUCGUAGGAUUCGUACUUCUAAAUAACCGCAACAAAAUUGAGUAGAUUGGUCGAGUAGUUUGUUAGAAUUUCUAAUUGUUUAUCCCAAAACACCUGUUUUCCGGCCAUCAAUACUACCUUAUUGAGCAAUAUUCAGGGUUAGUUCAAAGGGCAAUUUAUAGCAAAAUACACUAUUUUACCUUGCCGAUAAGAAUCGCAAACCAUUCCGGAAGAUAAAUGUUAUUUUUAUGCAAAAAAGGAUAGGUACGUUUUUUCUUCUAAACAAAUUCAGUCAUGUAUUUGUGAGUAAUUCGUAACUAAAGUUAUUGUUUUAAAAUUUCUAUAGUAACGAAUGUUUUCAAUUACUCUCAAAUAUGGAAUGCUUGAAUUUGUUUAGAAGAAUAAAACGUAACCUUUGUUUUUCGCAUAAAAAUAACAUUUAUCUUUCCGAAUGGUUUGUGAUUCAUAUCAGCACGGUAAACACGUGUAUUUUGCUAUUAAAUGCUCUUUGAACGAACUGUGUAUAUUGUUCAAUAAUCUAGUAGUGAUGACCGGAAAACAGGUGUUUUGGGAUAGACAAUUAGAAAUUCUCAAAAAACUACUUGACCAAUAUACAUACUCCAAUUUUGUUGUUGCCAUUUAGAAGUAAGAAUCCUAGGGAUUUGAAGAAUUUCAAGUAGUUGCGUGAAAUUAUCGUCGCAUUACCAACAAAUGCCAAAACCUGCAUUUUGCCUGGUUUUCCGGCCAUAACAUUUUUGCUAUUAGUCGAAUCUUUUUACGUGUGGUCUCAUAAAUACCUAAAAAUCUUAUAUGAAAAGUUUUUUCGUUCCUGUCAACACUUUAGAUUGAAUCCCAAAAAAUACGUUUUCUCAUUCUUUGUUCUCAAAUAAAAAGUUUUCCCACAAAAUAAAACAACUUGCACCAAUAAAAACAGACUUCACAAUUAUUUCGGGGAAGCUUACUAAUAUGCUUAGACUAAGUACCGUUGGACAUAAUCAAAUGACAGCCCGCGCACUGGACGACGCAAAGAGAAGUAACAGGUACCUUUUAACGCGUGCAAAUGACAAAUGUCGUCGCGUACCUUGAAAUGAAAUUAAGAUCGCAUUGUCAAAAAUAUAGUGUAUUCUAGAGGAAAAUUACAUUAAAUAAACAAAAAGGUUCUCCAAAAUAAACAGUCUUCUAUUGUAUAUGUACACUUACUGUAUAAUCUAGUGCAUGACAUCCGUAUGGCGAUUAAGAUACCUUUAAGCAUACUUUAAUGUUAUUUUGAACUUCUCCGAAUCGAGUGAUAGAUCUAACUGAUUAGUUAAGUAAGUAUAAUCAAAACAACAAUAAGUAAAUAAGUAACUGUUAUAGGUUGUGCUACGCUGAGAAAGUUUACACUGAGUGAGAAAACUAGUUCGAAAUUUAUAAAAAAGUGUUGUAUUUCAGAUAAGAAGAUUUCUACCAGCCAAACAUUUUUUGAGCUAAGAAUAUUACAUUUACCUAGUUAAUGAAUUGAAUGUACCAUUUCGAUUUUGUAUGUUGGUAAAUGUAUUGGUCUGCGAAAAUUUUGACAAUUGCUGUAAACCAAACCAAAUGACAAUUUGAAAGUAUUAUAAUUUUUCUGUUUGUACGGAUUUUUAGAUAUUUUUCAUAAAAGACUGAAUAGUCCAAAUAUAAGUAUAACUACAUUUUACGCAUAUAUACAUACAUAAUAUAUGCUGUUUGAUGUCCUACAUGAUCAAUUGUUAUUCAUUCCAAUGAAGCAGAUAUUUUUACAAAAUAUAUUCAGAUUCACCCAAAGAUGGUACCCAUCAUGCUUCGUAUAAGAAUACACAUUCAUAAUAACAAAAAUUUUUCUUGAAUUAUUAGUGAGCAAAUUUUUAAGCAUAAGCAAGGUAGAAUCUGUAAGAAGCAUGGGCCGAUUGGUCUAACAGUCUAGCCUUUACUUAUUGGCAUCAACUUUAGGUGGCUUCAAGUAUUCUUGAACAUAUCUGUAUGAACUAAAGAAUAUGAUUGAAAAAUAUGGGUACACAUACCUAAAGAUGCAACAAUAUUGGUGAUGAACGAUUGAAAGAGAGAUAAAUAGAAGCAUAAUGAUUUAUCAAGCUGUAAAGAGGUUGAAAUGAAAUAUAUGAUUGGUCUUGUGAGGACUAAGCUUCCAUACAUAUAUAGUUAUUACAUUUUAAAUGAUAGAUCUAAACUUGUUUGACCAUUUACAAAUGUUACACCAGCUAGUCAAAUUGUAUAUAAUCCAACAAAACUAUAUUAUUGUACAGCUGUUAUACUAUGGUGCGCACAUUGUUUUCUUUUUCAUGAUAUAUCAAGCUUUUGCUUCCCGUUUUUGUACAUUUUUUUACAAUACUUUUUUUAAAAUUGUGAUAUCCCUCAUUUUAUUUCUAUGAUUUUAUCCUAUUG